CAUUUUACGGUUGAUUGUUUGAUUAUAUGUUUGAAUUUUUUUCUUGUUUCUUGAAUGGUUAUUAGUUAACUCUUAAACAAAUUAAAAAUUAGACGAGAUGCGUUGCUUUUUGUAGUUCAACGUAUUUUAAGAAUGUCUUCAUCCAGUAAUUUAUCACAAUCUGCAUAUUCACCAUCAGACCCUGAAACUCCUCAAAGUACCAGAAUACAAAAUUUUGACCAGUCUUUGAGUCAUGGAAACCUGGGUCACAGUAUAGAACAAUCAUUAAAAAGUGCACAAAAAGAAAUUCAUCAAAAAAGAAUACAAUCAUUGAGAAAAGAGCUAGAAUACCUUAAAGCAACCGAGUGGAAAUUUGAGUGUGAUAAAGGUUUAUCUCAAUAAAUAAUAGAAAGGAUUUUAUGUCCAAAAGUAAAAUAAAAAGACAAUAUGUGGUCUUACCUAUCCCCAAUUUUCAACUAUUUCUUUAGUAAAGCAGAUGAUGAUGAGGAAGACAACAGGGAGCAAUUUUUGGUGGAUGAGUUACUAGAUUUGCAAUGUCAGACAGAAAAAGAAGAAUAUCUUGAAAAUCUUGAAACUGUAGUGGAAAUACCUAAAAAUGCUGUGUGCUUCCAAAAAACAGGAAUCAUCACAGACUGUGGUGAUAAUUAUGUUCUUAUUGAUGGAAUGACAUAUUUUGAUGUCUCAUCAUGCCCAUACACUUUAAAUGUCAAUGAUAAAGUGUUAUACCUCUGUUACAAGGAUACAAAUGAAAAAUUAGUUGUUAUAAGAAUUCUGGAAAAUCAGGGUAUAUGUUGGGAUGAUGAAGAUACAUCGGAAGAGCAAAAAUUUGAUAUCAUAAACCAUGUACUUGUGGGACAAGUGCAAUAUAGGCAAGACCGUCUUGUGUAUAUUGAUGGUGGAGAUUUAGUAUUUAACUUGGAUGAUGUGGAAGGAACUUUUAUUCCAAUUCAAGGAGAUUGGUUGGAGAUGCAGUGUAAAGUACAAAAGAAUGAGGAUAAACCAACAGAUAUUCAUAUGAAACAGGUAUUAGAAGUAGUAUCUUUUAAGCCAGUUCGAACUAAAAUAAAAUCAGCAAUAGUCACAGAAUGGACGGGAAGUUAUGGAACCCUGGAUAGACAAAUAUACUUCAAUAAUAGUACUCUCAUUGAUGGGGUCAUACCUCAAGUGGGAGACAAAGUUAUGGUAGAAGCCAUUGAAAGUACUCAAGGGAAAAAUGCUUGGCGAUCUAUCAAAAUGGUCACUAUUGAAAGUUGCAAUAAACCAACAAUUGAGCCACAGCAAAGUGAUGAAAUACCUGAAAGUCUUAAAGUAGAACAAGAAAAGAAUAUUACAAUGACCUAUCCUAUUAAAUUUGAUAAGGUAGACAUAAAUGAAACAGAGAAAUUUGUUUUAAAUAUAACAAAUAACAGCAGUAAUACAUACAUUCUUAAUAAAUGGAUUAUACUCAGUAAGAAAAGGGACUCACAAGUUAAUAUUAAACCCUUUAUAAGCCAACCAAAAUCAUUACACCCUUCAGAUUCUAUAAAAUUAACUGUUACAUGUCAACCAAAGUUUUUAGGUGAAACUAAAGAAUGUUUAGUGUUCCUCUUUAAAGGUUUUCAAUUAAAGAGAUUCAUUGAAAUAAAUGUAGUUGAUAAAUUAUAUCCUCUGAAUGAUGAUCAGGGACUGGAAAUGUCCGGGAAUUGUAAGAAUACACAAAUGUUGGAAAGAAUGAGAAUGGUGAGAAACAAUAAUGAGUCUUACAUUCCAGGAGUAAAGAAUUGUAAAGCUCCCCAUUUUGUAGUUGCUAAGAUUGGCAAUUAUCCCAUUCCAAACAAAAUAUGGUCCGUUGUUCUUGGAGAUUCAGAACAAACUAUAUAUUCAAAUGAUUAUGAUAAAAUCAUAACAAGAAUUCAAACUCAUUUACCUUGCUUGGUUCAAGAUUUAAAUAUCCACAACUAUACUGAUAAAUGGCAUACAUUACUAUUUAUGGAAGAAAUUCAAGCUAAUAUAAAUGUUAGGGUAUAUGACACUCCAAAGGCUUUUUUAAUACGAAAUGGUGAAUAUUUAGCACUUGAGGUAACUGGAUUGUGUGAAAGAAGACCAUCUUUGAUUGUUGGUGACAAAGUUAUUGUUAAAGAUACUUGGGACCCAAAUCAAAAACAAUAUGAAGGAUUCAUCCAUAUGGUAAAAGGUGACUUAGUAUUGUUUAAAUUUGAUAACAGAUUUCAUGAGACAUAUGAUGGAGGUGAUGUUUCUGUUGCAUUUCAUUUAAAUAGAACUGUCUAUAGAAGAGCUCAUCAAGCAAUUAAUACUGUUUUAUCAAAUCUGGGCCCUGAUGUUUUAUUUCCGUCAAAAAUUGUUCAGAAACCUGAACAAGUAAGUAGUGAAAAGCUUCAGAAUAUUCAGUGGUAUAAUAAAAAAUUAAACAAUGGCCAGAAAAAUACUAUUCUCAACAUCCUUAAAGGCGAAAGUCGUCCAUUACCAUAUGUCAUAUUUGGACCUCCAGGAACUGGGAAGACAGUGACAGUUGUAGAAACAAUCUUGCAAAUUUUGACUAACAUUCCCGAAAGUAGAAUUUUAGUUGCAACACCAUCAAAUAGUGCAUCUAACUUGAUUACUGAAAGGCUCAUUCAAUAUAGACAUGUUUUCUCAAGUUCUAUUGUGCGCCUUAUAGCAAGCUAUUUAGUGGAUUCUGAAAACAUACCAGAUGAAAUUAAACCAUACUGUGCAACACUGGAUAUAGCUAGAGAAGGUACCUCUAUGUCUAAGCAUAUGGUAAAAGAUGGCAUGAAUUUAAACUGCCAGAAAUCUUUUAUAGGAAGACACAGAGUUACAAUAGCUACAUGUAAUUGUGUAGGUAGUCUGUAUUAUAUGGGCUUUCCCAAAGGACAUUUUUCCCAUAUUAUUAUUGAUGAAGCAGGUCAAGCCAAUGAACCAGAAAUAAUGAUACCUAUGAGCUUUACUGAUAAAGAAAAUGGUCAAAUUGUACUUGCUGGUGACCCAAUGCAACUGGGACCUGUGGUUAUGUCCAAAUAUUGUAAGGAAUUUGGGAUGGAUGUAUCAUAUUUGUGUAGGCUUCUUGAAACAUAUCCAUAUCAAAAAGACUUUGAUUCCUACAAAGAUGGUUUUGAUGCUAGAUUAGUGACAAGAUUGAGUGAAAAUUAUAGGUCAUUAGAAGAAGUCUUGUCUCUUCCAAGUAAAAUGUUUUAUGAUGACUCUCUUGUAACGAAAUUUGAUAAGGAUGCUCCCUGGAUACCUAGAAUCAUAGAUGCAACUUCUGAUAUUUUCAAUAUAACAGAAGACAAAACUGGAGGAAUAUUUGUUUAUGGUAUCAAGGGUCAGAAUGCAAGAGCAGAAGAUAGUCCUUCUUGGUAUAAUCCCCAAGAGGCAUCCAUGGUUGCUCUGACAACAUGCAAACUAUAUAAAAAUAAUGUGACACCAGAGGAAAUUGGUAUCAUUACACCUUAUAUUGCUCAGAUUAAAUACUUAAGACUUGUUUUUGAUGCCAUGGGUCUUCCGCAACCAAAAAUUGGUACAGUUGAGGAAUUUCAAGGACAAGAAAGACCAAUUAUCCUUAUCAGUACAGUAAGAUCUGCAGAAUCUCUCAUAAAAGAUGAUGUUAAACAUGUGCUGGGAUUCAUACAAAAUCCGAAAAGAGUUAAUGUAGCUAUAACAAGAGCCCAAAUAUCACUGAUCUUAUUUUGUAAUCCAAUCCUACUUUGUACAGAUCCACUAUGGAAUGCUGUAAUAACUCAUGCUGUGAAAAAUAAUAAGUACAUGGGAUGCUAUUUACCAUUUCAGUUAUAGCUAAGAUAAAUUUAUUUUAUAUGUACCUAAUAAAAAAAAAACUUAU
Colias croceus (clouded yellow) is the source of this 3835-nucleotide messenger RNA. Its product is annotated as probable RNA helicase armi. Gene Ontology annotation, molecular function: helicase activity. The record is from RefSeq and is a predicted model, not a curated record. Lineage: Eukaryota; Metazoa; Arthropoda; Insecta; Lepidoptera; Pieridae. The transcript has 6 exons. The coding region runs from base 427 to 3789 and encodes 1120 amino acids.